Messenger RNA from Fusarium proliferatum ET1, 1965 nucleotides. RefSeq lists its product as uncharacterized. Lineage: Eukaryota; Fungi; Ascomycota; Sordariomycetes; Hypocreales; Nectriaceae. The coding region runs from base 1 to 1965 and encodes 654 amino acids. The record is from RefSeq and is a predicted model, not a curated record. The transcript is spliced from 5 exons.
AUGGAUCCCCUUGGGAUACACGAUAACUCGGUCUCGGCCUUGGAAAUAGACGAGUUCUCAAAUUUGGCGGACGAGUUUGGUCAAUCUGGUGGAAACGAGGAACCGCAAGCCCUGCCUAGAUGCUGCCUAUGUUGCUUCAAGUUUGAGCCAUAUGACUCUAUCGUCGUUUUGAACCCCAGGAAUCCUAACUUGCCCGGUCCAUGGGCGGGUGAGUACAUGGAGCCAGAGCGCAUUGAGCCGACUGGCUUGGAAUCUGCAAAUCAUCGCCGUCUCUUUGAGAAAGGUUACCACUCCGAAUGCGUGCAUCUGGUUGCAAAGGGUCUCCCUUUUGGUGACUCCGUUCAUCGUGCCAUCCGGGACGGCACCAGUUACGGAGUCGGCUAUACUGAACUUCUUCCAUCCGUUGAACCAGCCCGUGUACGUCGAUUGAAGGACAAGUUUGCUCAAGAGUUCAUGGCUAUCGUCGGACAUCGUCUUCCCUUCGAGAUCUGUGAGAUUAUUGGCCGCCAUUGCUUGAGCGAAUACGCGACGAAACUCAUUAACGACGUUUGGUCGAACAAAAACUUUGCGGGGCCUCAGCAUGCCUCCCUCCGGGUGACCGAGUCAAGUUCCAUCUGGGUACAGCACGUUGAGUUUGAGGGUCUUCAGUAUAUCAAGUCUCUCUCCACCACUCGUAAAAGCGAGAGUGACACGAAGCUCUUCGAGUCUACCCCUGGCAUCCUUGUCAGCAUCUACUUCGCCGAAGACUGUCUGGGUAUCCGUGAAGUUGCCAUCACUCGAGAUGACCAUACUCCUUCCCUAAAUCAAGAUAAAGACUUGAGCUUCAAAUACAAAACAGAUGGUCUGAAGCUACGUGACUUGGCCAUCACUAAGGGUGAGGAUGCAGAAGCCGACUACCGACAGAGGCGCUGGGCUGCUCUGCUUAAGGACCUAGACACUUCCCAGCUCGACCCGCGUCCACCAAGGCGCGUCUUUGGAGUGUCAGAUGAGGGUACCCGUGCAGUUGACUGGAAUUUACCUGGAUGCCGUGGUUAUUCCGUUCUCAUAGAUGACUACUCUAUCUGUGACAUAAUCUCCCACAACAUAGGCGGGCCAUCUUCACAGUUGGCGGACGUGAGCAACAGACAUAAAGGUGAUUGGUUCUACGUACCCGUUGAUCGAGGCGAGCGAAUCGCUGAGCUUUGGCUUCGCAUCGAAGAUCACGGCAAUACGUGGGGUUCCUACAAUUCUCUUAUUAUACGAACAAAUACAGGCCGGAGCUUUGUUCUGGGUUAUAGAAUUAGCGGAGAGGCCAGAAAGGUCACCUAUCGACUGAUCACUACGUUGUCGCCGAGCGAUCCGUCUCGAAUGCUAUAUUGCAAGACCAAAGAAUUGAAGUUCUGGCUGGGCUUUGAACGAGAAACGACUUGGGAACAGCACGCCAUCGUCAUUCCAUAUCGAAAUCGACCUAGACCUGCUCCUUUCCUACUCAAAGAGCUCCUCUCAUCGAAUGCUGAGCUUCGGGAUGUCAGGGCAGUUGCUGUAUGCCGAAAUUGGAGAUACUCUAAGGAUGCGGGAAUUGUCGGUAUGCUCAUUACAUACGCCGAUGGUCAUCAACGAUCUCUCGGGCAAACCCGUCUCGAUCACAUGGAGCCGCCUCUCACGGUUUUUUCGGGAAAGAUCUGGCUCGGUAGUGACAAGUCAGAAAACAAACCUCUCACUGAGGGCUUCUGGCUGUUGGCAAACAAGAUCAAGUGGUUUGAGGUGGAUAAACCUCUAGGGAAUAAGAACCGGCAGUACCUUGAGAUACCGCUUACAGGCUCCCUUGAAUGGGAAAGCCACUCGAUCGGGGGCUAUUGGCAGCACAAAGUGCGUCACCGUGAGAGCAGCGAACUUCAAAAUGAGAUGGAUGAGGUCCUAGCCCGUGAGGCUGAGUCUGGAGGACGUCGUCGCGGAGUAGUCAAAACGUUCUCUGUGACUAUUUGA